This is a messenger RNA of Vigna unguiculata (cowpea), 988 nucleotides long. RefSeq names its product ATPase, F1 complex, delta/epsilon subunit. Lineage: Eukaryota; Viridiplantae; Streptophyta; Magnoliopsida; Fabales; Fabaceae. Gene Ontology annotation, molecular function: proton-transporting ATP synthase activity, rotational mechanism. The record is from RefSeq and is a predicted model, not a curated record. Gene Ontology annotation, biological process: proton motive force-driven ATP synthesis.
CCAUUUCUCUCUUCAAAUUUCACCCUUCUCACUCUCUCUCUCUCUACACUCUCCUUCACUCUCUCUCUCUCUCCGACCUAGCGAGACCGAGCGAUCCGACUCUAAUAUCGCGAUGCUCCGCCGCGCAACCUCCGCUCUCCUCUCCGGAGUCUCCCGCCGACGCUUCUCCACCGACGUACCGGCAACGCCCUCGGUGGAUUCGAGCUUCGUGGAGGCGUGGAAGAAAGUGAGCCCGAAUCUGGAUCCUCCGAAGACGCCGCUCUCAUUCAUGAAGGAACGGCCGCAAACUCCCUCGACCCUCCCUACCAAACUCACCGUCAACUUCGUCCUCCCCUACGCUUCCCAAUUGUCCGCAAAAGAGGUUGACAUGGUGAUUGUACCAGCAACAACUGGGCAGAUGGGUGUUCUGCCAGGACAUGUAGCAACAAUUGCUGAGUUGAAACCUGGUGUCCUCUCUGUUCAUGAAGGGAACGAUGUGACAAAGUAUUUUGUCAGCAGUGGCUUUGCAUUCAUCCACGCGAACUCUGUUGCUGACAUAGUAGCUGUUGAGGCCGUGCCACUAGAUCGGAUUGAUGCAAAUCUUGUUCAGAAGGGCCUUCAAGAUUUCACCCAGAAGCUCAACUCAGCCUCAACUGACUUGGAGAAAGCUGAGGCUCAGAUUGGGGUGGACGUCCACAGCGCUCUCAACUCUGCUCUUACAGGCUGAUAAGUACUGUAGUGUUGAGUCCUUUCCUUUUGUAUUUGUUUUUCCCCCCCUCCACUGCGUGGCGUUGAUUUGUCACGGUGUAAUCAAAGUUGCCCAAGAACAUUUUCACCAUGAAUUUCUGUGUUCAAAGUGAUUUCAUAAAAUAAUAUUUCAACAGCUUCCUUCUAGCUCAAGGAUGUUGGGCAAGACCUUCAAAUUAGAAACUAAAGCUUCAUUUUUGCUUUGGAUUAUAUUAUUAUAGGCACUACAUCAUAUUAUUAGUCAUCUAAUGCAAUUCCAUAA